This is a messenger RNA of Fomitopsis serialis, 1091 nucleotides long. Its product is annotated as exocyst complex component Sec10-domain-containing protein. Gene Ontology annotation, biological process: exocytosis; Golgi to plasma membrane transport. The transcript is spliced from 6 exons. Bases 1 to 747 code for a protein of 248 amino acids. NCBI's taxonomy places the organism in Eukaryota, Fungi, Basidiomycota, Agaricomycetes, Polyporales, Fomitopsidaceae. The record is from RefSeq and is a predicted model, not a curated record. Gene Ontology annotation, cellular component: cytoplasm; exocyst.
AUGUGCGAGAUGCUGACUCGUCUGAACAGAGCGACGCAGCAGAUGAGGACAUACCAGCCGGCGGAGCACGAAGAGACGAGGAGUGUCGCGCCCCUACUCCAGUUCUUCGAGCUGGUGCAUGUGGGCGACACCAUCCAGAGUAUGGUCCAGGUGUACUUCGACAAGGAAUUGGCACCCCACAUUGACCGUACCGACUUCCUGAACGCCGUGGUGGAGCACAUUAUCAUGAAGCUCACCGGCCCCCGCGCAUACUACCCGCAAGAGGGUUCUCCACUCGAGCUGGGACCGUCGAAGGGCUGCGUCGAGGCGAUCCAGUGCCUGAAGAUGCAUUGCCAGCUGCUUAAGGGGAGCACGAGCAAGGAAGUGCUCGAGGUCUUCUACCAGGAGAUCGGUAUUCGCUUGAUUGCCAUCCUCCAGAAGCAUUUGAAGCGGCAGAUCAUAUCGCUCAACGGUGGAUUCCAGGUCAUCGCUGACUUGAAUGCGUAUCAUACAUUCAUCUCGUCAUUGAAGGCCAGCAGCAUCGCAGCUGAGGUUUCGUACCUCAAGAUGCUCGGGCACGUCUACGUGGUCGAGGAUGCGAAAGACUUGGCCCAGAUUGUCCGCGAUGUGACGCGCUACGGGGGCGCGUACAAACCGGAGGACGUAUACGAGUUCAUUCAGCGACGGGCGGACUGGCAAAAGAUGGAGAAGACGGUUGAUAAAGCCAUGUACAACCUCAGUUUUAAAGAGGACUGCAUGAUCUGCUGACUACCUGGGAUGCCCGUCUCACGACGUAAGACAGUGCGCACGAUUGCGUCCCGGCCUUGCAUCGCGAUCUCUGUGCUGAUGGUACAUGUGAGACUGUUCAUACACUGUCAUUGCUCGUGCGCAGGAUCAGGCCACCGAAGACACGGAAUGACAGCAGAGUCUUGGACCUGUUUGCGAACACUGGUGUGGGGUAGAAGGUGCGAGGAACCUAGGAGCGGCUCUGUUCAGGUCCACAGAUGAGUGUACCAAACUUGCAGUACACAUUUCGGGCGAGGACUUCUGAGCCUUAAGUUCAGGGACAGCUUGGAGACAGCUCACUUCACUGCAAUUUCCUCCGCCGUGAC